AAAGCCAGCAUCGAGACUUGAAGGUCAAGCCUAACUGCAAUCACUCGGAGAUCGUACAUCUUUCCUGGGUUUAAUUACCAGAUUUCUAGCAAUUGAUCAUGAAGACCCGUCAGUCCUUUAUAAUUCUGCUGCUGGUUAUUUGUGCAUCACUGGCUGUUAACAGUCAGUCUUAUAAUGACUUCAAACGCAAGCAUCUGGCUCCAGCUGGCAUGAAAGAAGAUGACUGCACCACUCUGAUCGUCACAGAGAGAAAAAUAAAAGAAAAAAACCAAUGCAAAAAAAUAAACACCUUUAUACUUGAAACAGAGGACAAAAUUAAAGGUGUUUGUAACACACCAGCGACAGAUGGAAAGAAUCAUAAGGGCACUGGCUUUACUGUGAUUAACUGCACCAAAAUAGAAAACAUAAUUGAUUGUAAAUAUAAUGGUGUUAAACGAACUACUGACAUUAUUUUGACAUGUGAAAAUAGACUGCCAGUCCAUUAUGGACGUUCCAACAAUUCUUAAGGCUAUAUAUAUAUAUAUAUAGCAUUGUAUAACUUAAAUUUACUUCCCCAUUACGUUAUUUCUUUAUUUCUAUAUUUUCCACUGGGGUUGUUUCAGUGCAUUAGUGUCUUGGUUAGAUCUGUCAAUGUCUUGUAGCCAGUAUGGCAAAAACAAUGGAAAAGGAGAGAAUAAAAUGUCGUCGUUGAGAGUUUGUACAAAAACAGACAAGAAAGAAGGAGAAAUUAAAGAAUGAUUUUUAUUUGCCACCUGUGCUAAAACCCCCUUAAUAAAAGUUUCUACCAGCAUUAAA
Messenger RNA from Danio rerio (zebrafish), 795 nucleotides. RefSeq names its product ribonuclease like 4 (gene rnasel4). The record is from RefSeq and is marked validated. Gene Ontology annotation, molecular function: nucleic acid binding. NCBI's taxonomy places the organism in Eukaryota, Metazoa, Chordata, Actinopteri, Cypriniformes, Danionidae.